Molecule: messenger RNA, 273 nt
Organism: Rotaria sordida
Lineage: Eukaryota; Metazoa; Rotifera; Eurotatoria; Philodinida; Philodinidae
Source: the annotation of a GenBank genome assembly
AUGAUUUAUAGUGGAACUGAGCAAGGUGGAGUUCUUAUCAGUAAUGACAUUCCACAUGUAGAUUCAUCAUUAACUUUAAGUAUAUCAGGUGACGUAGUCCAUUGGUUUGAUCUUCCUCCUUUUUGUUGUCGUUAUCGAAAUAAAAAAUUUCAUAUUCCACUUUCAUCAAUUGAUUUUAUUCGAAUAUUUAAAUGUCUUAAUAUAUUUGAUGAUGAAUAUGAACUUGAUCUUUCAUUUGAUACAUUUAUUUUUAAAAAUGAAUCGAAAAAUUGA